Dalotia coriaria is the source of this 569-nucleotide messenger RNA. Its product is annotated as C-type lectin 37Da-like. The coding region runs from base 49 to 495 and encodes 148 amino acids. Gene Ontology annotation, molecular function: signaling receptor activity. The transcript is spliced from 3 exons. The record is from RefSeq and is a predicted model, not a curated record. Lineage: Eukaryota; Metazoa; Arthropoda; Insecta; Coleoptera; Staphylinidae.
ACUUUGACACGUUUGUAACCUGCUUCAUUUUGUUCAUAACUAGUAAAAAUGAAGGGUUUUACAUUGAUUAUUGUUGCUAUUAUUGCUGGUUCAGCUUCGGCAGGCAAAAACUAUUAUAUUUCAGAAGAUAAAUUGAAUUGGCAUGGGGCUUAUCAAUCAUGCGCAUCACGGGGAAGACAAUUGGCAACAAUCAAUUCAUGCACAGAAGGAUUAGCUGUGAAGAAAGCAAUGCGUGGUGCAGGAGCAGCUAAUGAAACCCUUUGGAUUUCUGCAACUGAUCUAGGUAAAAAAGGUGACUUUGUCUGGAUGGUCAAUGGUAAACCCAUAGAAUACUCCAAAUACGGCCCUGAACAGCCUGAUAAUGCCAACAACGCUCAACACUGUGUCAAUCUACAGCCAAACGCAGAAAACAAACAAGUUUUCUGGUAUAAUGGCAACUGUUCAGAACCAUUAAUGUAUGUUUGUGAAGAUAAACCAAGAAUCUGUGCAGCGUAAAAAUUAUAAAUGAGUAUAACUUCUUUUACUAUGAGUGUAAGAGUAAAAAUAACAUUUGCAUAGUGUAAACUUUA